UUUUAAAGUAAAUAAGAUAGUAAUAGUAACACGUAGUUUUUUUUUUUUUCAUUUUAUUAUUUUCUUUUAUUUUGUAAAAUAAAUAAAAGAAGAUGGGUUACAUUUCAAUGUCCGUGGUUGCAUUCCUUGUUGUUUUUGCUUCGCCGUUGGUUCUAGCCACCGAUACAGAUCCGAUUCCUGAAACCAGAGCCCAAAUCCCGCAAUGGUUCAAGGCCAACGUUAAACCAUAUUCCCAGAGAAAGGGCACGCUAGACCCCGCCCUCGAAGCUGCUGAAGCAGCGCGACAAAUUAUCACCGUGAAUCAAAAAGGAGGCGCUAAUUUCAAGACGAUAAAUGAAGCUAUCAAGAGCAUUCCAACAGGAAACAAGAACCGUGUGAUCAUCAAGUUGGCUCCUGGUGUCUACAAUGAGAAGGUCACGAUCGACAUAGCUCGACCAUUCGUUACAUUGCUAGGUCAACCUGGUGCGGAAACGGUCUUGACUUACCAUGGGACAGCCGCUAAGUACGGAACCGUAGAGAGUGCAACUCUUAUUGUCUGGGCCGAGUAUUUCUUGGCAGCUCACCUCACCAUUAAAAAUACUGCUCCAAUGCCGAAACCAGGUUCACAAGGACAAGCUCUAGCUAUGAGGAUCAACGCUGAUAAGGCAGCUUUCUACAGCUGUAGAUUCCAUGGUUUUCAAGAUACUCUCUGUGACGACAAAGGCAACCACUUUUUCAAGGAUUGUUACAUCGAAGGGACCUAUGAUUUUAUCUUCGGAAGAGGAGCUUCCUUGUACUUGAAUACGCAAUUGCACGCUGUUGGAGAUGGAUUAAGAGUGAUCACAGCACAAGGUAGACAAAGUGCAAACGAACAAAACGGAUACACGUUCGUGCAUUGCAAAGUCACUGGAACCGGAACCGGAAUCUAUUUGGGCAGGUCUUGGAUGAGCCACCCAAAAGUCGUCUAUGCUUUCACAGAGAUGACCAGCGUGGUCAACCCAUCUGGCUGGAGGGAGAACCUCAACCGCGGAUAUGAUAAGACGGUUUUCUAUGGAGAAUACAAGUGUUUCGGACCAGGGUCACACUUAGAGAAGAGAGUGCCUUACACACAAGAUAUUGACCAAAACGAAGUUAGGCCUUUCCUCAGUCUUGGUUACAUUAAGGGCUCCACAUGGCUACUUCCCCCUCCUAAAUACUGAAAUUUUUCUUAAGACAAAAUAUUUGUUGUAACUGUUCUUUAAUUUAUAAAUGAAAUGUUCCCAUCUUCUUAUACUUUCUUUCUUUUUUGUAUUGCUUAAGAUAUGAAUUGAUCAAUAUUUUUUUACAUA
Messenger RNA from Arabidopsis lyrata subsp. lyrata, 1307 nucleotides. RefSeq names its product probable pectinesterase 50. NCBI's taxonomy places the organism in Eukaryota, Viridiplantae, Streptophyta, Magnoliopsida, Brassicales, Brassicaceae. Gene Ontology annotation, biological process: cell wall modification. The coding region runs from base 93 to 1178 and encodes 361 amino acids. Gene Ontology annotation, molecular function: pectinesterase activity. The record is from RefSeq and is a predicted model, not a curated record. The transcript has 5 exons.